UAGCAAAAAUACAAAAUGGCAUACAAUUUAUGUGAAAGAUUCCCAAAAGUGAAACAGCCAAUUCAACUACUAGAUCCUGGUUCCUAUCAAAAUGUGAAUUCGUUACCAGUAAAACCAAAUAAAGUAGCAUUCCUCUCAAAAGUACCACGUAAUACUCAAUCUGGCUACAAAAUAUGGACACAUGCUCUUUAUUUUGGGGACAUUAAACCGAAAAUUCCUAAUUGCACUACGAUUUCGUCAAUAACACCGCGGUUUGCGUACGAAAAAGAUAAAAACGAAGACUUUGAAGAAGUUUUAUGUCAAUGCGGAGCACAAAAUCCAUGUAAUUGUUCAGUCGGUCUAGAGAAAACUGACAUUGAAGAUGAAAUAAAGUGUCAUAAAAAUGUUCGUAGACGAAUAUUCAAAGGACAAACUAUUAGAUCAGCACUAAAAGAAGGACUUUCGAUUCCUUCUAAAAAGGACUUCGGAUUUAAUAUAUUACCAAACGGUUCCAAAAAACGUAUAUUUAAACCGAUUAAAGAAGACUGUCCUCCAUUUUACGACGCAAGGGUUAUGGAAUCAACUGCCUUUUAUCACGGUUGUAAAUGGAGUAAAUGGACAUCGCAAAGAAGUGACAAGUCAAUGAAACUCAAUCCCGGGCCAGCAGAUUACAAUAUUGAUGGACAUCCAGCCAGUCGCGAGUUUAUGUGCAUCGAAAAGAUUAGAGCUUUAAAGCGUAAAACUUCUAAACAACUUCGAUUUAUUGAAAAAGUUCAACGUCAAAAUAUUUUAGAUGCUUUACCUGGACCGGCUAGUUAUAGACCUACGUUUCCGAAAGGCACCGAUUUAAACUUUCUUGGACCUAAAGCGAAGAGAUUUUUGCCUUCUAAAUGUGAUGAUAUACCUAAUCCUACAUCGUAUUUUAUAAAAAGAGAUUUCGAUAUUGAUAGUUCACCUAUUAAACCUUGUCUUGCGAAUUUGCCUAUUCCUGCACCGUUUGGAGUAAAAGCUCGUAGAUUUAAAUACAGAUCUGGAGAAGGACCAAGUCCAGCUAGCUAUACCAUAAAUAAUCCACUAUGUCAAAUUACACAUUGCAAUAAAGCACCAUUCGGUUCCCUUUCGAAAAGAUUUAAAAAUAGCUUUGAUAAAGAUACUCAAGCCUAUGAUGAUGAAAAUUUUGAAAAUGAUUCUACAAAACAAGACCAACUUCACAGUAAAAUUAAUUUUCCCACAUGGGUAUUUAAGUCAAAAACCAUUCGAAUGAAACCUUUAAUUAAAAUGAAUUUUGAACCCAGACCUACCGAUUUACCUAUUUCACGUGGAUCAACUAAGAAAAGGCUGCUUCAGUUCCAGUACAAUUGUCCUUUUUAUUCAUCUGAAGCACGAUUUCAAAAUUGGUUUAAUUGGAUACCCGUAAAAAGCCAGAAUAAGACUCCUGGUCCAGCUUACUACAAUGCUGAGAAACAAAAGUGUUUGCCUGCCGUCAGAAAUGGCCCAAUAUGUCAAUCCGAACGUUUUACUUCCCAUGCAACACAAACUCCUGCUCCUAAUGCAUAUAACGUUGAAGGAGGCCUGGAAAAUAUACUAACUACUUACAAUGAAACAUUGAAAAACAAUGUCAAAAAUAAACAUAAAUACAUCUGGAAGAUUCCUACGGAACAAAGGAAAUUAAGUUUAGAUGAACAAGUAGGUAUAUUACUAAACAAAUCUAUAGCUCUAUUAGAUGUACCAGAUGUUUUUGAAUAUUCAAAAUGUGAAGAUAUAAAAAAUACUCAGCCACCGCCAGACGAAACUGAAACUGAACAAACGAAAUUAUUACGUUGUUUCCUUUACGCCAAACAAGUCAAACAGUACUAUAAAGAGAAAUAUUCAUAUCCCAUCAUGGCUACGUUAGGAGCUUUACAUUUAACAAAAAAUACAGGAGCAAAACAUACUGCAACAGUGAUAUUUUUUCACGGCUCAGGUGCUGCUGGUGAUCACAUGCAGGAAUGGGUAAAUUUAAUGGCCAAAAAUUUUUCUUUUCCACAUAUCAAAGUUCUUUAUCCGACAGCCCCACUGCAACCUUACACUCCUGCAGGUGGUUUAAUGAGCAAUGUUUGGUUUGACCGUAUUGAUAUUAGUCAAAAAGUUCCAGAGAUAGAAAAAUCACUGAAAAACAUUGAGGUCCAUGUCAGAAAUUUAAUUAAAAGCGAAAAUGACAUUGGUAUACCUAACAACAGAAUCAUAGUUGGUGGUUUUUCAAUGGGUGGUGCGUUAGCUCUUCACACGGCAUACAGAUGGGAAUCUAACUUAGCUGGAGCAUUCGCAUUUAGUUCCUUUCUCAAUGAUAAUUCUUUUGUAUAUAAAGAACUUACAAAAUUGCAAAAGAAUGUACCUCUUCUUCAAAUACAUGGGGACAUUGAUGACUUAGUGCCUACCUCUUGGGGCAAAAAUACCUUCAAUGAGCUCAAAGCUCUUGGAGUACAAGGAGAGUUUCAUGUUAUGGAGAGGUUGGGGCAUUCAAUCAACAAAAAAGGGUUACACAUUAUCAAGGAUUGGAUAGAAAAGUUGUUACCUAAUUCAUAACAAUAAGAAUAUGUUUUUAAAUUGUUAUUUAUAGACAAAAUCGGAAUAAAAAGGUUAUAUUUAAA
Molecule: messenger RNA, 2609 nt
Organism: Vanessa tameamea
Lineage: Eukaryota; Metazoa; Arthropoda; Insecta; Lepidoptera; Nymphalidae
Exons: 5
Coding region: 16-2544 (842 amino acids)
Biological process (GO): protein depalmitoylation
Cellular component (GO): cytoplasm
Molecular function (GO): palmitoyl-(protein) hydrolase activity; carboxylic ester hydrolase activity
Source: RefSeq, a predicted model, not a curated record